AUGCGCCUGCGGUCAAACCUCGCGAUCAGAAGGAGCAUAGUGGCUCCAGGCGCCAUCACCGACACCAUCGCGAGGAUAGAAGUCGAGAUCGAUCACAUCGACGAUCAUCCCACCGCUCAGAACGCUCGCAUCGACCUCGUGAUAGAACUCAUGGAGAUGAUAGACGCCUGCAGCAAUCAGAGAAGAGCUCGACUGAGCCCUUUAGAAUGGUAG
Messenger RNA from Penicillium cataractarum, 213 nucleotides. RefSeq lists its product as uncharacterized. The transcript is spliced from 2 exons. Lineage: Eukaryota; Fungi; Ascomycota; Eurotiomycetes; Eurotiales; Aspergillaceae. Bases 1 to 213 code for a protein of 70 amino acids. The record is from RefSeq and is a predicted model, not a curated record.